This is a messenger RNA of Dovyalis caffra, 357 nucleotides long. Lineage: Eukaryota; Viridiplantae; Streptophyta; Magnoliopsida; Malpighiales; Salicaceae. The record is from the annotation of a GenBank genome assembly.
AUGGAAGCCACAGCGGUUGCCUUGUCAGAAGGAGAAUCGCUAUCAAGCAAAGAAACGUGGCAGCUUAAUACCGGGUGUCAGGGACGUGGGCUACUUCUACAGGCUUGUGCCCUUGGGUUUAGAGAAGUAGGUCCACGCAUUUGGGCUGGAGAAACAGUGAAAAGUGUAAAGAUGCUUGUCCAAGGGCUACGUGCCAACACAAACGGGGCCUCCGGUUAUCAUUUCAAACCAAGCCAGAGCUUGCGCAUAGGGAUGAAAACUGAAGGGACGGUUGUCCUAGUUAAGCAUAAUUUUGUAGCAAUAAUUCUGCCUUCAUAUUUCCACAGUCCUCGGUUGGACAAAGCCAACGACGAGUAG